This is a messenger RNA of Acinonyx jubatus (cheetah), 2306 nucleotides long. It is a transcript of the gene VCPKMT, whose product is annotated as valosin containing protein lysine methyltransferase. The coding region runs from base 516 to 1205 and encodes 229 amino acids. The record is from RefSeq and is a predicted model, not a curated record. Gene Ontology annotation, molecular function: protein-lysine N-methyltransferase activity. Gene Ontology annotation, biological process: peptidyl-lysine methylation. The transcript has 6 exons. Lineage: Eukaryota; Metazoa; Chordata; Mammalia; Carnivora; Felidae. Gene Ontology annotation, cellular component: cytosol; cytoplasm.
AAUUUUAGAAGGGUUACUUUUGUCUUAACCUUCAAAAUGCAGUCAGCAAGCUUCCAGCAACUAUUUUUAUGCAUUCAGAUGAAAAAUUAGAAACAUGCUAGGGAACUCUUGAUAAGGAUUAUAGCCUUCCUUGGUAGGAUCUUGGAACCUGCCUGGGUUUAAGGCCAAUAACUACCAUGUGAAUUAGUCUCCAGGUAAAAACACUCUGAGGUUGCCUUUGUUUUUUAAAGAGCAGUUUAUAAUCUUAGCUUUGGAAGAGUGAUUUAAACUACCUGUUUGUUAGGCCUGACUUGUAAUUGAGCGGAGUGAGGCAGACCAGCACGCUGGGGAAGCGGGUGGCCUCGUGUUCGACCACGCCCAGGUAACGCUGCCUUCCCGGCUUUGUGCCUUUGCGCACGCGCUGUGGAGCCCAACUUCGCCGCUAGGAGGCGCCGGGCCCUCUUCAGGUCGGCCCUUGGGGCGGUGCGUGUGGAUGUGACGUCACCGCGCACGCCGCCUCUUGUUGCCGGGCAGCGAUGGCGGCUACCCUGGAGUCCUCCGUGGAGGACCCACUGCGGAACUUUGUUCGAGUUUUGGAGAAGCGAGAUGGCACAGUGUUACGACUGCAGCAGUAUGGCUCUGGCGGCGUGGGCUGCGUUGUUUGGGAUGCUGCCAUUGUUCUUUCUAAGUACCUGGAAACGCCCGAGUUUUCCGGCGAUGGGGCCCACGCUCUGAGCCGGCGGUCGGUGCUGGAACUGGGCUCUGGCACAGGGGCCGUGGGGCUCAUGGCCGCUACCCUCGGGGCUGAUGUUGUAGUCACAGAUCUUGAAGAAUUGCAAGAUUUGCUGAAGAUGAAUAUUAAUAUGAACGAGCAUCUUGUCACUGGUUCUAUUCAAGCCAAGGUACUGAAAUGGGGGGAAGAAAUAGAAGACUUGUCUUCUCCACCAGACUACAUACUGAUGGCCGACUGCAUAUACUACGAAGAGUCUUUGGAGCCAUUGUUGAAAACUCUAAAAGAUCUUAGUGGAUUUGAGACUUGUAUUAUAUGUUGUUAUGAACAACGAACUAUGGGAAAAAAUCCAGAAAUUGAGAAAAAGUAUUUUGAGCUACUCCAACUAGACUUUGACUUUGAAAAAAUUCCUUUGGAGAAACAUGAUGAAGAAUAUCGAAGCGAAGAUAUUCAUAUUUUAUACAUCAGAAAGAAAAAACCGAAAUCUCCAUCGUGAAAUCUUUAGUCAUCUUACCCAAGUCUCUAACAACCUGGGUAAGCUAAAGAUGUGAGUGGAGCAUGUGAAUACAGCAUGGGAAGAUUGUGUUCACAGAUUAUUCCAGCAUGUCCGUAGAGAUUUGAUAUAUAAAUGAAAACUACCAUGGGCUGCCUACAAUUCGAAAAAUGAUUACUGACUGCCUGCCUGCCAUUGGGCCUGAAAUCCAACUUAGUUUACUUUUAGCUCAGCAUCAGGUUCUGCUUAAAAGAAAAUUGCACAUCAGUCACUCCUCAAAUGAAAAUAGGUAUUGCAAUUUGCCAAAGUCUGCCAGAAAUAAACAGUGAAGCAGCAUAACCAUGACUUGGUGUAUCUUCAGGAAACCAGGGAUAAAUUGAUCCAAUUUCUAAAGAGAGACAUCUAUUACUAUGUAAUUAUGUUUAAAUUGAAACUAGUAAAAUUUAGUUGUCUUCAAGAUAGAUAGAUCUAAAAAAAAGAUUUUUAUUUUAACAUAAUUCUGCAGUAGUUUUAUAUAUAUCUUCCACUUCAUUGCUGUUAUUAAGAUAGCUUUAGUAUUUAAAUUUUCUUUUAUUUAAAAAAACAAAAAUACUGUUUUCUAUAUUUAAAUUAGCCAAAGUUUUAUUCUUUUCCUCCACCAUACAUGUCUAUGUGAGUUGGAUAGUAAAUUAUACUGUAAUGAGUUGGUAAGAAUGAAAGUAAGAAAUCAGGAGUGGGGAAAGGUAUCUUUACAGAAUCUUCCAUUUGAGAAUGGAGUGAGAAUAAAAAGCCCACUUUCAGGCUUGUGCACUUAUGUGGCUCUUGCACUACUCCUUGUGUGUAUCUUCUAGGAAAAUGACUAAAAUCACUGGUGUUUUUACAUGGAACAGAGAAAGUUUUUAAGUAACUACACAUGUAGUUCUGUAUACAUUUAGCAAAUGAUUUUGGUUCUGUGUCGUCUGUUUUAUGUUAGUGAUGGUAAUCAUCUGCUCAGACUUGGAUCUGUCAAGGACUUCAGUCAUACCAGUUGUGAGGAAUAAUACUAACUGGAUGGGAUUCUGGUACUUACAGGCAUUGGUGCUUGGUGGCACAUUUUAUGUAUUAAAAUAAACAUUGUUUUUGAGA